This is a messenger RNA of Talaromyces rugulosus, 7437 nucleotides long. RefSeq lists its product as uncharacterized. The record is from RefSeq and is a predicted model, not a curated record. The transcript has 8 exons. Gene Ontology annotation, molecular function: protein binding. NCBI's taxonomy places the organism in Eukaryota, Fungi, Ascomycota, Eurotiomycetes, Eurotiales, Trichocomaceae. Bases 1 to 7437 code for a protein of 2478 amino acids.
AUGACCGGCACCCCCGCCCAGCGACGUUCCCCGUCCCCUUCGUCGUCCACCACGCCCGAACGAGCUCUUGCCGAAUUGACUCCGGUCAUCCAAUCCCUGCGAGAAACCUGUGACCGUGACCCCUUUGAUACCAAUGCCGCCCUGGCAUCCAUCGAGCACGUUUUACGACUACGUCACUCGCUGAUCGACUCGGAAAGACCCCGCGAGUCGAAAGAUGCUUUUCGCAACCUCGGCGCUUUCCAGACCGUGCUGCAUCUUGCCCGCCAUCUAGCGCGGCUAUACGACCCGAAAACCCAGUCGACCGAUAUCAUCAACAACCUGUUGACCCUUUUCAAAGACGUCUUGUCCGUUCUCUCCGAAUGCCUAAAGGACCAUCCUGGGAAUAGACGGUACUUUGCAAAGAAGAUCGAUUCAGGCGGUUCAGCAGUGAUCGAGGAGACAUUGAAACUCUUUGUGGACAAAUUCGAUGAUGGCGGGUUCCGAACCGAGCAGCUGUAUGGCGCUGUUCUUGCCGCCGCUCUCAACCAGGAGACGGCCAGUGACUUUUUCACCGUGCUGAGCGCCAAAUAUGCCCCAAAGUCCGACUCUACCGCCAUUGAAAAUGUUCGUUCCGGUGUUGAUAAGAUGCUGGGGCCUGCGGAAACAGUCGAGCUGCACGAGUUUAUUGGCCCUUUUUUGCGAACAUGGAUCUAUCAAAUAUCACGCAGCACCACUUCUACCGUUCAAAGACUGGCCAUCCCCGCAUGUCUUUACCGAUUGGCUUCGAAUUCACGGCAAAACAUGAUUACCCUUCAUUCCACCGGCAUGUUCUCGUCCGUUCUGCCCAUGCUUUUCGAUGACAAGUUGUCGCUGAAUGAAAGAAUACUAUACCGGGAACUUGCCGCUCUUCUUGCUGCCCAAGGUAUCAACAAGCUUGACGACGCGACAUAUUUGUACCAGAAGGCUUGUGACUCUGCCGACGUCUCCCGCUUCUUGCUGCAUGCUGUCCAAGCUUCCAAAGCUCCCCCUGAUAUCGAAUUCGACCUGUCGUCUCACGGUUUCUCAUCCAUUGAAAUAUCUACAUUGGGUCGGCCAUUUCCGCCAGUCUCUUCUUCUGGAUAUACAUUAUCAGUGUGGGCCCGGUUUGACCGGUUUGACCCUCAAUCCCACACCACCAUAUUCGGCGCCUUUGAUGCCAAGCAGAUUUGUUUUGUGCUUGCCUAUAUCGAAAAAGAUAGCCGCCACUUCAUUUUGCAGACCUCUAUCAGUGGAGAACGACCAAGUGUUCGUUUCAAGACAGCCACGUUCGAGCCAGGCCGAUGGUACCAUAUAUGUCUGAUCCAUCGAAAGCCUCGGCCAGGCUCCAGCCCUCGCGCUUCGCUUUUCGUGGACGGUGAAUUUGUAGAACAGUUAAAAAUCGAUUACCCAAACACACCACUUGCCCGGUCCACGACCAAGCAUCCUCGUGUGCAAGCUUUCCUGGGCACGCCUCAAGACCUGGCUGUCAGGCUCGGCAAGGGGGUCUGCACAUCGAGGUGGUCUCUAGCUAAUGCUAUGCUUUUCGAUGACACCUUUAGUGAUGACCUGGUGUCUGUAUUCUAUCAUCUCGGUCCACGCUACCAUGGUAAUUUUCAAGACUGUUUGGGCUCGUUCCAGACCUAUGGUGCUUCUGCAGCACUGAAUUUACGAAACGAGUCUCUCCAUCCCGGUAAAGAGGAGCACUCGGAUAUUGUGACCGCCAUACGUCAAAAGGCCAGCAGCCUAGUACAAGAGUCCUCUUUGUUACUAAACAUAUCUCCUACCGCAAUUCUGGAUGACGACGACAGUAAUUUUGUGGACGAAACCCAGCUUGUCAAAUCACUGUCAAAACAAGCAGCCAAGAAUCUGCAACAGAUGAUCAAAGCCGGAAGCAACGCCAUUGCUAUCAAUGGUGCCAUUCCAUCUAUAAACGACGCCUUAACACGCUCCCAUGGCGUGGCAAUUUUGACCGGCGAUCCUGUUGUGUCUGUGCCUCAGGCCCUUGACGAUUCCAGUUGGCGAAUCGGUGGGUGUGCGGCCGUACAUUUGCAUAUGCUUCAAGUCGCUACUACCCCGGAAAACACAAUUCUUGCAGUUCAAAUAUUGUUCGAAGCCAUUGAAGAUAGCUGGAGAAAUAGCGAGGCCAUGGAAAGAGAAAAUGGCUACGGCAUCCUUGCAUUGCUCCUUCGAGAAAAGCUUGGAUUUCCGCAAAGUAGUCAAGCUGGCGGCGCGUUGAAAAUAUCGACCGUUUGCUCCGAUAAUAGAGAACGGUCUUCCCUAGCAAUCGAGCUCUUACGGCACAUCCUAUCGUUCGUUGGAUACAAUUAUGACGAACCAAACAAAUCCAUCAUCACGAAUCCGCUCGCUUAUCGUAUUCUGCUCGUCGACCUUGACGUAUGGAGAUUUGGAGAGCCUUCUCUUCUCCAAAUGUAUUAUUCCCAAUUUACGACGUUCGCAGCAGAAAGCCAACAUCGCCGUUUCAACGCCAAGCGCUUAUCUCGUAUGCGUGUAAACAAGAGGCUACUUGAUGCGCUAAAAGGUGAAGACUUUAGUGAGGAGACGCUAAAUCUAUUCAUACCCGCCUUUCGCUCCUUAUUCGAGAGCUGUAUAUCUGCAGAGCUUCUUCGAUCAUUGUCGCUGUUCAUCACCUUUGCACUUCACGAGGGAAAAGUUCCGAAACUGAACAAGAAAAAGAGCAUACGUUUUGAAUCUCGCGCCCGGCAGAGUUCUAAUUCGUCGGAUCGAUCUGCAAAGAAGAGCAUGCCGAAAUCGAAAAUUGGCCUCGAGCUACUCCGAAUGUAUGCUGACUACCUGUGCGCGGCGGGCGAUUAUGUUACUUUGAAGAAGUUUGCUAGGGCCGUGACAAAUAAAUGGUUGUUAUACCUAAUAUGCGAAGAUGAACCUGAAGUGGUAAUCGUGGCGACUAAGAUUCUCGCACGACUAAUAAUUGUCCAUGGAGGGGGAUACAGCAAGAAACUGGCAGAUAAGUCGGGGGGUUAUGCAAUCAUGGGAUCACGGCUUAAACGCUGGUGGAAUAUCGCUACUCUUUGGCCACUUUGCUUCACACUUUUGUUCGGAUUGGACGUGGCCGAAGUAGAUCUCGAUGCAGCAACCGAGCAUUCGUCACUUUUAGAAACGCUCAUCUCGAAGAAUUAUGUGAAAGUUGUCUUUCCCGAAGUGCUUCCCGUCAUCAUAGGCAUGCUGGAGACUGGCAUGAAUAACACAGUGUUCACUAAAGUGUCAGAGAAGGACCAGGGUGUAAUUAUGAAUGCUGUCAAGUUUCUAUCGGGAAUGCACCUCAAAUCCCGAGAGUUUCGAGAAUUUGCGGCAACUUCGAGCUACGCGCAACAACUACUACGCGUUUUAUUUCCUGUGGCAGGAUCGGGGCCAAUCAACGCCGAUAUUGAAGCACAGUUUCGAGACAGCAAGUUCAGUAUUCAGCACAACAGUCUCGUGCAUCGACCUGCAAUGGCUUCUGCACCUGUCUUACACACCUCGACAGUGACGCCCUCGGAACCUUCGGUGACUAAAAAUGAUGGUUCUCUGCGGCGUUCUUCAUCCUUUGUGCUCAUUUCAUCGGACAAAACCCAGCAUUCGUCGUCUUCGGCUCAAUUGCAUCGGCUCUCGACUCCAAAUCUUGAGAUUGAUGAGUCGCUUGAAAGCAAUAGCCUGGUUUUGGAAAUUCUCGGCCUUGUUCUAAGAGUCUUUCUCGAUCAGAUCAUAGAGCGGAAAGACUUCACGGGUCUUGGUUUGUUCCUCAAGAGCCCCCCAGGUCCUGCAGAUCACCAAAUGUAUUUCAUGUCGUGGAUUCUUCGAAGUGUGCUAGCAGAACUACAAGCAACUUUCUCGAUAAACGAGAACUUACUCCAAGAAGCUCGAGUAUUGACCAACUUGGGACGUUUCAUGACACACGUGUCCGAGUCGCUGUUUGAAGGAUGGUUUCUUAAUGGGGCCAGCUCCACUGUUGACUUGGCCGGGUUUGUUCUCGAGUACCUCUCACGCCCUGAAAUUUCUAGCCUGAAAAUUAUUCGACUGUGCAACCAAGCUAUCAGUAACAUACGCUCAGUUUUAUUCAAAGUUAUCAUGCUCAAACUAUCCGAUGUCGACGAGCUGGACUCUUUAUCCUUUUUGAAUCGCCUCGGUUAUUGGCAGACCAUUAUUCUAGCUUCUGGAGACUCGGAGACCGAGUAUAGGAAGUUGUUUUACUACUUGCUCUAUACAAAGCUGCUUUCUAAUAAACAGGAGGUCAGGCUGGCUGCUAUUACGCUCUGGCGGAUUGUCCUCGUUCAAAAGCCAUUAGAGACUGCAUCUAUCCUGAACCACGCCCCUGCUUCACUCCAACAUCGACUUAGCAAUGGAUUUGAGGAGUUAGUCGGAAUGGAUGACGAAGCCUUCUUGAACUGGAUUGAUGAACAACGCGAAGAUCUAGACGCGUUCUUCUUCGGCAGCAUCACGAAAUUCUGGGACAACUUCGUUACCGAGGAAAAUCACAAGACUGAGGAAUCAAACCGCACUCGCAUAGCAAAACGAAAGGAGAGACUCAAGUUGUGGAUCCAGGAGGAAAACUUGGACGAGGAACUGAACCGCAAACAUGGCACAACGUUUGACCACUGGACAUCCAACAUAUAUGCCUCGGAAUUUUUGAAGCAUCAAAGACUUUUGCAGGAUCAACAUGACAAUUAUUCGUUCAUGUGGUCGCACCUUUCUCAAUUAACAGCCGACUUGUAUCGUUUCGGAGGCUUACUUGAAAAACAUGAGGAAGUUCGAUGGCGUCUAGACCAGACUGAGGGACGUAGCCGAAUGAGGCUGCGUGUUAUCCCAGAUGAGUCGACUGAACGGCAAGAUUAUCAACCGAAGCGGAAAGCGUCCGAGCCUCCAGCCCCCAAGGUCAACUCUUCUUUACGAGCUACCGCUGAUAGCGAAACAAUAAGCGGCGCUCCCAUGGCGAACGACCUCGUGGAAGAACCUGUGGAAAUGGGGGCAGUGGGAGGCGACGGCGAAGAUAGAGGUUCUCUUGAAGACAGCUUUGAAAUGAUUGACGACCCUCGUGUCGAUAUCGACGAUUACGAGGACAAGAACCGCAAAGUCAUGCGAAGUUUGCAACGGGGAGACCAGGUCAAGAGUGUUUGCAACAUGUCCCGCAUCAUGGGUUUAGAAGCUUGCGAGGGCCUCUUGAUACUUGGAAAGAACUUUGUCUAUAUUUUGGACAACUUCUUCCAACGUACAGACGGUGAAAUCGUCAAUGUCUGGCAAGCUCCUCCCGAAGAACGAGACCCGUUUGUGCGCAUGAUUGCCGGCCGUGAAUCUGAUGAGCGGAAAUCUCGCGAGCACGAGACUCGGAGCUGGAAAUGGCUCGACCUUAUCAGUGUCUCAAAACGACGAUUCCUGUUCCGCGAUGUCGCUCUUGAAAUGUUCUUUACGGAUGGCCGCAGCUACCUCUUGACGCUGAUAUCGUCGCGCGCUCGUGAUGAACUAUACAAUCAAUUAUGUGCACAUGCACCGGCAAUCGGGGGCAACAUAAGUCUGACACGGCCAGAAGACAUUUGGAGAUUUGAGACGUUGAGAGUUCAAGACGACGCACCCCAAUCCUUUGGGUCUAAAUUUGCUAGUGUAUUUGGGCAAUCGUCAUUGAACCCAGCAACUCGGAAAUGGGUCAAAGGAGAAAUAUCGAAUUUCCACUACUUGAUGCUGGUCAAUACUCUGGCUGGUAGAACCUUCAAUGACCUGACACAGUACCCUGUUUUCCCGUGGGUCCUCGCAGAUUACACAAGCGAGGAGUUAGACCUCGACAACCCCCGGACUUUCCGUGAUUUGACUAAACCAAUGGGCUGUCAGACUUUUGAGAGAGAAUCUGAAUUCCGCGAGCGGUACAAAUCUUUUGCAGAAAUGGGCGACGAAAACGCCCCGGCAUUCCACUAUGGAACGCAUUAUUCAUCUGCGAUGAUAGUCAGUUCCUACUUGAUUCGUUUACAGCCCUUUGUCAAAUCAUACCUACUACUCCAAGGAGGCACUUUUGACCACGCAGACCGGCUUUUCUAUUCAGUAGGCAAGGCAUGGGAGUCCGCUUCGCGGGGCAACAUGUCUGACGUUCGCGAGCUCAUUCCGGAGUUCUUUUAUCUUCCAGAAUUUAUGGUCAAUUCGAAUAAAUACGACUUUGGACUCCGGCAGAAUAUGAGUAAAGCUAUCGAUUCCGUGGAGCUGCCUCCAUGGGCGAAAGGUGACCCAAAGGUCUUUAUAACCAAGCAUAGAGAGGCAUUGGAAAGCCCUUAUGUGACAGAACAUCUACACGAAUGGAUUGAUCUUGUCUUUGGGUUUAAACAAAAGGGCGAAGCUGCGAUCGAGGCAGCCAACGUCUUUCAUCACCUUUCGUACCAAGGAGCAAGAGAUCUUGACAACAUCGAAGAUCCGGUAGAACGGCUAGCUACGAUUGGAAUUAUCCACAACUUUGGGCAAACGCCCCAUCAGGUCUUCCCGCGACCUCAUCCACGCCGUGACGAUUCCAAUCGCAAGGAGAGUCGACUUGAUACUCUAGCCGAGUCUCUGACAAGGGUUCCACUUUCUUUACUGGAUAUCCAAGAGAGAGUUUCCUCUCUAUGUAUGAGACAGGACCGUCUACUCUGUACAGCUGCCUUUCGGCUGAACGUUCCUCCAAGCUACGACAAAUACCUGGAAUGGGGAUUUUCCGAUGGCAGUGUCCGAUUCUAUGCGGCAGAUAGCAAGAAGCUUCUUGGUCACUUUGAACACUUACACGUCGGCCAAUUGUCUAGUGCGCUUUUUGCGGACUCGCAAACACUCGUUACGGCUGGAUCUGACUGCAUUGUAUCGGUAUGGUCGUUCAUCUCUAAUAACCGAUCGAUGGAGCUAUCGCCUCAAGCAUGCCUGUUUGGCCAUCGAUCUCCCGUCUCGGUGCUUGCUGCAUCUCGGUCAUUCAGUACCCUUUUGUCCGCCUCAUUAGAUGGGCAGAUUAUGCUAUGGGACCUCAAUCGACGAUGUUUUGUACGACAACUCCCUGCGGAGGGACCUGUAGAGUGUGCUCGGAUCAACGAUAUGACGGGAACCAUUAUGGUCUGUCGGGGCAGGCGCAUCACAUUAUAUUCCUUGAAUGGUGCUCUUCUCCUUGACCAGGAUAUAUGCGAAACGAGCGACGACGGUAUUGUGUCGUGUGCAUUUUACGAGGGGGCCGGCAACGAGUGGCUAGAAAGAGAACUCCUCUUCACGGGCCAUAAGAGAGGACUUGUCAACGUUUGGAGCAAAGUCGUCCGAAAUGGACGGUUUGAUCUGGAUUUGAUUCGACAACUUCAUCAUGUGGACCAUAGCAAAGACACCGGGGCGAAUGUCGUGGCAGGUAUCAGCUGCAUUCUGCCGCUUCCAACUACGGUGUAUACCGGUGACGAAGCCGGACGAGUUUAUGAGUGGGAUUGUAUCCAACGCCGGUCUUGA